AUGAUAAUAGACUAUAUCGUAAAUUUAGGACAAAUCGUAUUACUUUUACAGAUGGAAGGCACAGGAAAUUGGUGGCCAGAUUAUGUACCAUUCACUCUUUACUAUGUUGGUCCUAUUGUCUCUACUCUAUCAGUCAACUCUUUAAUUUUCCUUCUCUGCCUAAGAUAUACAUUAAUUAUUAGUCGAGUUGUAGGUGUAAUCAAUGUUGGUUUAUUUACUGCUAUUGUUGCAUACAAUACAACACAUUCUGGGACAAUUCCAUGGUUAGGAGCAGCAGCAUCAGACUUCAGAUCAGACGCUAAAGGAUGGGUUCCUUAUUGUAGUAGUUAUUCCUACCUUAACACCUCCCUUCGUUGCUAUCUCAUCAAUGGUGCUUGGCUUGGCUGUGUUAUCCUGUUAGCUCUCUGGAUUCUACUGACUAUCUAUGUUUGCAUACUAAGAGAUUCAACAUUUUAUCAUAAAGAUGAUUAUGAUAAUUAUGACUUUAAAGAUGAUGUACCAAUGGUGUAUAAACCAUCAGAUUAUCCUGGAGUACCUGUUGCAGCCACACCUAUGACAAACCCAUCUAUAAAAUAA
Rhizopus microsporus ATCC 52813 is the source of this 576-nucleotide messenger RNA. RefSeq lists its product as uncharacterized. Bases 1 to 576 code for a protein of 191 amino acids. NCBI's taxonomy places the organism in Eukaryota, Fungi, Mucoromycota, Mucoromycetes, Mucorales, Rhizopodaceae. The transcript has 3 exons. The record is from RefSeq and is a predicted model, not a curated record.